Cheilinus undulatus (humphead wrasse) is the source of this 11055-nucleotide messenger RNA. Its product is annotated as nucleosome-remodeling factor subunit BPTF-like. Gene Ontology annotation, biological process: regulation of transcription by RNA polymerase II. The record is from RefSeq and is a predicted model, not a curated record. NCBI's taxonomy places the organism in Eukaryota, Metazoa, Chordata, Actinopteri, Labriformes, Labridae. Gene Ontology annotation, cellular component: NURF complex. The transcript is spliced from 31 exons. Gene Ontology annotation, molecular function: RNA polymerase II cis-regulatory region sequence-specific DNA binding. The coding region runs from base 210 to 10139 and encodes 3309 amino acids.
GAAAAAUGGCGGCUCUAGGCGAACCUAAACGGGACGCCGGGCUAACGUUUUGAGCUCUCCUGGCCGAGAAGACAGCAGGGCUUCCAGGGGAUAGUACACCGUAUGAAUCCCUACCGACCCCAUUUUUCUGGAUUGCAAUUUUCGCUCGCGUUAGUGUAUGCUUUAUAAACGCAAAAAUUGGGACAGUAAAAUAAUCGCUUUCGCUUAUCAUGAGAGGGAAGAGAGGCAGGCCGCCCAAACCGCUACAAGCCGAGGAACCGUCCCCUGCUACGGCCAGGGGCUUACGACCGAGGCGGAAUCUCAAGCCCAGGCUUCGGGACAGCGAAGAUGAGGACGCAGAUAGCCCCACUAGAGAGACCACCAAGACCCACAGAAAGAAGAAGCGGGGAUCCGUCACGUCAACACGGGGAAGGGGACGAGGCAGAGGCGGCGGUGGCAGAGGAGGCAGAGGGGGACGUGGAGGAAGGCGGACGGCUGUGUCCAAAACAGUGGUGUACGACGACCAUGAGAGUGACGAGGAGGACGAUGCUGUCAGUUUAAGGUCUGAGGAGGAUGAGUUUAUAGAGGAAGAGCCUCAGUCCGAGGAGGAUGAGGCCCUCAAAGAGGACUCGGAUUGCCUGGAAGAUGAUGUGCUGGACGGGGAGGAGGAGGAUGAUGAUGAUGGGAGCUACUGUACAGAGAGUAGCUUUAGGAGUCAGAGCACACACGCCAGCACCCCCGGAAAGAAGAAAGUACGACCCCGACCUCGCACUCCCAUCCUGGAGGAGAAGGAGAUCCCUCCUCUUUUCCUUCCCGACUCCUCGGAGGACCUCCUGGUGCCUAACGAGGAGAUGCUGAACGCCACCUCCAUCUAUGAGGUUGUAAGGAACUUCAGCACUGUUCUGCGUCUGUCCCCCUUCCGUUUCGAGGACUUCUGUGCAGCACUUGUCGGCCAGGAGCAGUGCACUUUAAUAGCAGAGACCCAUAUUUCCCUCUUAAAGGUCAUCCUGCGUGAGGAGGACUCCUCCAACACUACCUUUGGCCCCGCAGACCUCAAAGACAGCGUCAACUCCACUUUGUACUUUAUAGACGGCAUGACGUGGCCCGAGGUGCUGCGAGCGUACUGUGAAAGCGACCAUGAGUACCACCACGUACUGCCCUACCUGGAGACGGACGAGUAUCCGUACAGUCCGCUUGAAAGUAAAAUCAAGGUGCUACAGUUUUUGGUGGACCAGUUUCUUACUACCAACAUCGCCCGUGAAGAGCUGAUGUCUGACGGGAGUAUGCAGUACGACGAUCACUGCCGCGUGUGUCACCGUCUGGGGGACCUGCUGUGCUGCGAGACCUGCUCAGCGGUUUACCACCUGGAGUGCGUGAAGCCUCCCCUGGAGCAGGUUCCAGAGGACGAGUGGCAGUGUGAGAUUUGUGUGGCACACAAGGUGCCCGGUGUCACGGAUUGUGUGUCAGAGGCACAGAAGACCAGGCCCUACAUCCGGCAGGAGCCCAUCGGAUACGACCGCCACCAGAGGAAAUACUGGUUCAUAAACAGAAGGAUUAUUGUUGAGGAGGAUGGGGAGCAGGAGAAGAAGAAGAUCUGGUAUUACAGCACUAAGGUGCAGCUGGAGGAGCUGAUGGAGUGUCUGGAUAAGGAGUACUGGGAGAUGGACCUCUACAUCACCCUGCAGGAGAUGAAGGAGGAGGUGCAAGCUCACAUGGACAUCACUGAGGAGCUGACCAACAAAGCCAGAGCAAACAACAAAGCCUACCUCACUGCUGUCAACGAGCUCAUCACAGAGCGUCUGAAGGUUCGGCGGGAAGCGCAGGAAGCAAAAAGACGAGCAGAGGAGGCGAAGCGAGAGGCAGAAACGACCUCUGCUAAGACGGAGGGGAACGGGGAGGUGCUCGAAAACAAAGAGUCGAAAAACACAGAGUCUGCAGAUGAUACUAACUCACAAGCAGCUGCAGCUCCCCCUGCUGCGGAGGAGAACUCUGUGUCUGACCCAAACCCCAGCUCAGCCAACCAGGACGCAUCCUCACCUACAACCGAGAACACUGAAGCAAACAAAGAAACCCAGCCGGCGCAGUCUGGGACCCUGGAGAGCUCUGGGAGCCCUCUGUUGGGGGGGCAGGGAAAAACAGAUGAGGGUGCAAAAUCAGAAUCCAGUAAUGAAGACAAACAGCCUGACAAGUCACAGACACAAACUGCAGAUCAGCCACAGCAGCGGUCGUCUCAAACAGCGAGCAGCAGCAGUAGCAGUCAGGCGUCUGGAUCUGGGAACGUCUUGAAGCCUGAACAGCCGGACGUGACCGAUCCGUCAUCUCGGUCCUCCUUUACAAGCCAGGAUGGGACAGAUGAGUAUAAUGAAAGGAUGAAGAAUGAAAGAGGAAGAGUGGUAGGUCAAGGAUCCAAUCAUCAAACACCCAGAGGCAGCAAAGAGUCCUCUCCCGUGCCUUUUGAUGGUGAAAAUUCACGCCUCAGCUUCCUCAAAAGAGACCUGGUAGUGAACCUGAACAACCUGUUCAAACUGGGACAGGAAGGUAAAUACCGAGUCUACCACAACCAGUUCAGCUCCAACGUUCUGGCCCUGAACAAGCACCAGCACCGCGAGGACCACGACAAGAGACGCCACCUCUCCCACAAGUUCAGCCUCACCACUGCCGCUGAGUUUAAGUGGAACGGCUCGAUUUAUGGCUCCAGGAAUCUGACCGUCUCUACACUGCGUCUCACCAUCAUCCAGCUGGAGACGAACGUGCCCGGACCGUUCAUGCAUCCUAACUGGGCUUCACACAGAACCAACUGGAAUAAAGCGGUGCAAAUGUGCAGCAAAGCCAGAGAGUUUGCGUUGGCUUUGGCCAUCCUGGAGUGUGCCAUCAAACCCGUGGUCAUGCUGCCUGUGUGGAAAGAUUCUCUCGGACAUACAAGGCUGCUUCGUAUGACCUCCAUGGAGCGGGAGGAGAAAGAGAAGGUGAAGAAACGAGAGAAAAAGCUGGAGGAUGAGGAGACGCUGCAGCAGGCCACCUGGGUCAAAUACACCAUCCCCAUCAAGCACCAGGUGUGGAAGCAGAAGGGUGAGGAGUACAGAGUGACGGGGUACGGUGGUUGGAGCUGGGUCAGUAGGACUCGUGUGCCACGUUUUGUCCCAAAGCUUCCAGGGAACACAAAUGUAAACUACCGCAAAGAACUCGAGGCAGCUAAACUGAGGAAAGAAAACGCAGCAGCUUGCACAAAUACGCAGGAAAAUUCAGAAGAAACAGAGACAACUAAGAACACCUCAGAUGAAGACAAAGAAGCAGCUUCUACUACGAGUGCGUCUUCACAGAGCACGACACCGGAGGAACCUCAGACCGCCAUGGAUGCUGAAAAAUCUACAGGAGAGAAGGAACAGGGAGGGAAUGUAGAGGAAACGAGAGGGGAAGAAAAAAUGGAGGUGGAUCCCAGCCCAGACACUACUUCUCCCAGUAACGAGAAAGAUAAAGCUGGAAACCCAGAUCCUUCCUCUACAUCUGUGCAGGCUGCUAGCCAAGAACCAACCCUUAAAGUGGGACAGUCCACAAAUGAGGAGACCGCCCCAGCUAAACCGUACUACGACGUUGUGAAUGUCAGUGAGGGCUUCCAGCUGCGGACGGCGUAUAAGAAGAAGGUGAAACCCUCCCGGCUGGACGGGCUUUUGGAGCGCCGGGUGAAGCAGUUCACUCUGGAGGAGAAGCAGAGGCUGGAGAGGAUGAAACAGGCAGCGCUUCUGAACAAAAUGGCAGCAUCAAAGUCAGCGGUUAAGACCGAAGGAUUGACGUCAGGAAAACAGCAGCCCACUGUCACCCCGAGUGUGAAAGAGGAGAAGGAGGAGAAUGUCCAGGAUGGCGUGGUGAAGAAGCUGAACUUUGAGGAGGCACAGACGGAGAUAAAAGAAGACAACUCAGACAGCAACCACAGCAAACAGACGGAGUUGAAUGCUGGGAACGGAGAGGCCUUAACUCACCAAGAGAUGAAUGGAGAAAUGCUAACAAGCACUGAGCUAAACAACAAGAGCAACAGUGUACAAGAUGGAGUAGACAGCAAAGAAAAAACACAGAAUUUAAAGAAGCGCACGUUUGAGGAAAUUGAGCGAGGUACGGAGAGCGUGGAGGCGGAGCAGAGCAGGAGCAGUCCUCUGCAGGUGAACGGACAAGCCGGGGUUAGCAACUCUGAAAGCCACGAUGGUGUUAAAGAGCCAGUCAAGUCUCUCAUGAAUGGAAACCUCACACAGAAUAAUGUACCUGAUGAAUGUCACCAACCUCCCAUGAAAAUCCCCAAACUGGAGAACCACGUUUCAGAGCGAGGAGACGAUAAGAACGAGGAUGGAGUGAUGAAGAGCGAGGCUGUGGCGCCUGCUUCCUGUCUGAAUAGCAACACCACAGAUAAUAACAACAGCAGUGACGAUGUGAAGAACUCGGCCACCGCUAACAGCACAGCAGAGUCCCACAAUGCACUGCAGGCUGAAGGGAAGUCUCAAGCAGUAGGUACCACAGUCUCCACUGUUCCUGCUCCCGUCCCUCUAAAGGCCAAACCUGCAGACACCAAGAUGGUCACAUCUGGAUCGGCGAAUAGCACCUCGAUGACGAUCAGUAAAGAAUACUCCACCAGAGACCGAGUCAGCCUCCUCAGGUUCUCCAAAGCUAGGAAGGCACGUUCGGGAACAGCCCUUCCGUCGUACAGGAAGUUUGUCACCAAGAGCAGCAAGAAGAGCAUCUUCAUCCUGCCCAAUGAUGACCUGAAGAGGCUGGCGAGGAGAUCGGGCAUCAGAGAGGUGCCGAUCUUCAACUACAAUGCCAAACCAGCCCCUGAUAUCUGGCCCUACCCUUCACCUCGACCCACCUUUGGGAUCACGUGGAGGUACCGUCUGCAGACUGUGAGGUCUUUGGCGGGGGUCAGCCUGAUGCUGCGGCUGCUGUGGGCGUGUCUGAGGUGGGACGACAUGGCUGUGAAGCCGUCUGCUGCUGUGGGGACGACGAGGAAAGAAACCACGGACACAGACAUUAUCACAACAGAGAUUAUAAAACGACGAGACGUGGGACCUUACGGCCUCCGCUCUGAAUACUGCAUCAGAAAGAUCAUCUGUCCGAUUGGAAACAGAGACACUCCCAAAGAAACCCCCACUCCACAGAGAAAAGGCCUGCGCUCAAGUGCCCUGAGACCCAAGAAGCCGGAGCCGGCUAAGCUGACCGGGCCUGUUGCCGUGGAGACGUGGGUGGCUGAGGAGGAGCUGGAGCUGUGGGAGAUCAGGGCCUUUGCAGAAAAAGUGGAGAGGGAGAAGUCCCAGGGGAUUGAUCCCUCUAAGAGCGGCAGCGCCCUGAAGACUGCUGAGGACGUGAAGGCUCACCUGGAGAAUCAGCUGAGACAGGCCAGACUGGCAGCACAGCAGAAACGUCUGGAAACGCCAAGACCGAGCACACCCGGCUCCACUUUCCCAACAACAACCAGCACCUCCUCGCCCUCCACACCCAGCACGCCGGUGUCCACAGGUCAGAGACUGGGUCAGGUCACACCUGGAACAAAGAUGGUCCUGGCCUCCAAACUGGCCUCUCCGGUUCCCUUCCAGCAAGGCAAAAACUUCCACCAAUCGUUCGCUUCCUGGGUCAAGCAGGGUCAGAACAACAACGGCAGCAGUAGCAGCAACAACUCUGGUGUAGUGCAGCAGAAAGUCCUGGGCAUAUUCCCCUCCGGACCCCCUGCAAACCUGAGGACCUACAGCACACUGCAUCCUACAACCGGCAACAUCAACCUCAGAGCGUCCACGUCUGCCUCCAGCACUCAGCAGCAGGUCAUCAAAGCAGGAGGUCAAACACAGCCUGGCACCACGAUGAGCCCAUCACCUUCAACAUCUACCUCUGUGAGCACAGGGAUGGUCAGAAGUCAGGCUCAACAAGCUGCACCUCAGCAGGCUGUAGCCCCGAUGGGCCCGGCUCAGCCAGGAUCUACACCUGUGAGCGGUUCUACCCCUGCAGCUCAGAAAACAGCAGGUCCUGCACCAGCACCAACAGCACCUGGACAGACACCUGCAGCUGCCCCCCAGACCCCCAGACCACAGCAGGGUCAAGUUAAACUCACCAUGGCGCAGCUGAUGCAGCUCACACAGGGGGCUCAGGGUGGAAAUCCAGGUCUGACGGUGGUGAUCCAGGGUCAGGGUCAGACACAGGGCCAGCUGCAGAUCAUCCCACAGGGUGUCACAGUCAUCCCCGGUCCUGGGCAGCAGCUCAUGCAGGCAGCUAUGCCAAACGGUCAAGUCCAGCGCUUCCUCUUCACCCCAAUGCCUCCAUCCUCAUCUGCUUCAACCUCAGCAUCCACCACUGCUACCCCAACAAAACCCGCCCCAGCCCAGACCCCUCCGACCCCAGUAACACCACCAGCUCAAGUCAGAGCCCCUGCACAGGUCCAAACAACUCCUUCAGCCCUCUCCCAGGCACAAAUGUCUGCCCCUGUACCCACCCCAACACAAAUGCCGAGUUUGGCUCCGACUCCGGCCUCGGUCCCUUCUACGGCCCGUGCUCCAGUUACCCAUAUCCCGAUGCAAACACAAGUUUCAGCCCCUGCCCCGUUACCAGUCCCUGCACAGCCUCAGAUAUCCGCUCCUGUCCCUGCUCUGCCGCACAUCACGCCACAGACCUCUUCACAGGUCUUAUCCUCCACCCCGGCCUCUUUACCCACGCAACCCCCAGUGGCGAGACCUGUCUUCUCCCCAGCCCCAAACACGGUGUCAGCCAUGCCACAACCACAAAUUUCCAUGUCUCCCCCUGGCUCAUAUCCCUCACAAACCCAAACUACAGCAUCACCUCCUGCCCCCAGAUCAACUGCACCUCAACACCACCUCCAGACCUUCAGCCCCGCCCCUUCCUUCACGUCAGCCCAGCCCCAAAUACACGUCUCUGCUCCAGCCCCGACUCCUGCACCCUCUUACUCCGCUCCCAUGCCCGUGUCCGCCUCUCUUCCCUCACAUGUCCAUGUCCCAACCCCUGCUCUGGCUCCUGUCUCCGCUCCUGUCAUAGCUGUGGUGUCCACCCAGAUCCCUGUCCCCUCGCCGGGCAGAGCUUUGACCCAUAUACAGACCACCGCUCCUGUUCCUCUUCACGCCGCUGUGGCUAAUGCUGUCGUCACACCGGUCACGGCCACCUCUACAACACCUUCAGUGCCAGUUCUUGCCGAGCAGAGAGCCGCUCAGCCUCAAACCUGGACUUCAGUCCCGUCUCAGGCUCCCAGUCCAGCUCAGCAGGCUGCAGCCCCAGUGCAGACCCCCAUCCAGGCUCCCAUUUCUGCCCCUACACCAGUUUCUACACAUCCACCCGCACCCCCUCUGCCUCCAGCCCAAGUCCAAGUCCAGCACCCAACCAUGGUGUCCAUGCAGCAGGUGUCUCAGAGCCCGGUCUCAACGGUGCAGGUUCACAUGAAGGGAGUACCGGUCUCUACAGUGAGACCUCCCCAACCUCUGAUCCAAACCCAAACCCAGCGUCAGGCCCAGAUCUGUGCUCAGAUUCAGGUCCAGCCCUUCAGCCAAGUCCAGCAGAUUCAGGCCCAAGCACAAACCCCAAACCAGCCCCAGGUCAGGGUUCAGUUUUCACCUCAAACCCAACUACAGCCCCCCAUUCAAAAACCACCUCAGGCACAGUUUCAGCCCCAAAACCAAACCAUGCCCCAGGUCCAGGUUUCUGCCCAGUCCCAGCUCCAGGUCCAGUCAAGGGUCCAACCUCAACCCCAGGUUCAGUCUCAGGUCCAGACCCAGCUCCAUCCCCAGGUUCAGGUCCAGUUCCAGCAGCAGAGCCAGACUCACCCCCAGACUCAGGCUCUGCAGCAAACCCAGGUCCAAACCCAGACCCAGGUCCACCCUCAACCUCAGUUUCAGGUCCAGUCACCACAGCAGACCCAGGUCCAGCAGCAGCAACCCCAGGUCCCACCCCAACCCCAGUUUCAGGUCCAGUCCCCACAACAGACCCAGCUCCAGCAACAGCAGCAACCCCAUGUCCACACCCAGGUCCACCCCCAGUCACAAUUUCAAGUCCAGUCCCCAACGCAGAUGCAGGUCCAACAGCAGCAGCUUAAGGUCCAAGCCCAAACCCAGGUCCACCCUCAGUCCCAGGUCCAAGCCCAGCCCCAGUUUCAGGUCACGUCACCUCAGCAGCUUCAGGUCCAAGCCCAACCCCAGGUCCAGGCCAAACUCCAGGUCCAGUUCACACCUCAGAACCAAACCCAGGUCCAAACUCAGCCUCAGAUUCAGGUUCAGUCCCCCAUCAGGCACCAGCUCAUCACUGUUCCGGGUCUCCAGCAGCCGGUCCAGCUCCUCUCAGCCCUGCCUCCCCAUGUUGCUGCCCAGAUCCAAGCCCAGAUCCAGGCGCAGGCACAGCAAGGGGGCGCCAUCCCUCAGCAGAUCAAACUGCAGCUGCCGAUCCAGAUCCAGCAAGCAGGGGGGCAGAUCCAGACCCAUCAAAUCCAGAAUAUGGUCACCAUACAGGCACCGGCGAGCGUCCAGGAGCAGCUGCAGAGGAUGCAACAACAACAACAACAGCAGCAGCAACACCAACAACAACAGCAGCAGCAGCAGCCACAACAGCAACCAAAACCAAAGAAGAAGAAACACCCGGAGGCUAAAAGGGAACCGAAGGAGCAGAACCUGCAGUCAGUCAGUCCUGGAGACGGCAUCCAAAAGCCUGUGUUUGUGAAGCAGAAUGUUACAGCAGAGCAGCUGAAACAGAGGAAGAGUCUGGCUGCUGCAGAGCGAGAGGAGAACCAGAGAAUGAUUGUCUGCAACCAGGUGAUGAAGUUCAUACUUGACAAGAUCGAGAAGGACGAGAAGCAGGCGGCAAAGAAGAGGAAGAAGGAGGAGGUGGUGGAGCAGAAACGCUCCAAACAGAACGCCACCAAGCUGACGGCGCUGCUGUACAAGCACAAAGAGCAACUGAAGGCCGAGAUCCUGAAGAAGAGGGCGCUGCUGGACAAGGAGCUGCAGCUGCAAGUACAGGAGGAGCUGAGGCGAGACAUAGCCAGACUUCAGAGAGAGAAGGAAAAAGCCCGCGCUGCUAUCGCUCAGGCCGCCGCUGCAACCGUCAAAGCCGCUGCCGCCUCCCACUCCUCCUCCCACCCUUCCCACUCCUCACAUUCCUCUCACAGCAGCCACACCUCAUCUUCCUCGUCCCACAAACGAAAGAGGGAGGAGGAGCGAGACAGAGACCGGAACAGAGACAGGGACCGACAUCACGACAAGGACAAGAAGAGGGACCGGGAAAAGGAACGAGACCGAUACAGAGACAGGGAGAGAGAACGGGACGGGGAGAGAGAGAGGGAGAGGGACAGAGACAGAGAGCGGGACAGACAUCGAGACAGAGACCGAGACAAAGACAGAGACAGGGACAGAGACAAGGACCGGGACUCAAACUCAUCAAAACACAAGAAGAAGAAGAAGCUCUCUUCUACCUCAAAGGACCACAAGAAAGACAGCAAACUGUACUGUAUCUGCAAAACGCCGUACGACGAGUCAAAGUUUUAUAUCGGAUGCGACCUGUGCUCCAACUGGUUCCAUGGUGCUUGCGUGGGCAUCACAGAGAAAGAGGCGAAGAAGCUGGAGGACUUUGUAUGUAACGACUGCAAACGAGGACAGGAAGGAGGAAGCAAUGAGGAGUUAUACUGCAUCUGUCGGACGCCAUACGACGAAUCACAAUUUUACAUCGGCUGCGACCGCUGUCAAAACUGGUACCACGGGCGCUGUGUGGGCAUCCUGCAGAGCGAGGCCAAUCACAUCGACGUGUAUGUCUGCCCGCAGUGUCAGUCGACAGAAGACGCCAUGACGGUCCUCACGCCGCUCACUGACAAAGACUACGAUGGGUUAAAAAGAAUAUUACGCUCGUUACAGUCUCAUAAAAUGGCGUGGCCCUUCCUUGAACCAGUGGAUCCCCACGAUGCACCGGAUUAUUAUCGCGUCAUCAAGGAGCCGAUGGACUUUUCUACGAUGGAAACCCGUCUGCAGAAGCGACAUUACCACAAGCUCACAGAGUUCGUGGCCGACGUGACCAAAAUCUUCGACAACUGCCGCUAUUACAACCCCAACGACACGCCCUUCUUUCAGUGCGCCGAGGUGCUGGAAGCCUUCUUUGUACAGAAGCUGAAAGGUUUCAAAGCGAGCAGAUUGUCAGAUUCUUAAAGGGGCCAGUCUAGCAGGAGUCUGGACUGGAAGCUGGGGUCUCUUAUAAUAAUGUCUCGACAACUUUCUUAUGUCCAAAAACAGCAGAAAGACUAAAGACAGGAGUCAGAAACACUCACACCAAAUGUGCUUUCAUGUAAACGCCAAACAUUUGGCCUUCAUGGUAACCGUUUUGAUUUCCAGCUAAAGACAGCAGCCAUGUUGAUGUGGUCAUCGGUUUCUGGUCCGAUCCUUUCCAUCACAGCGUUGCAGAUGUUUUAAUGCAUUUUAGUCCCUUAGUGUCUCUUCAACUCCUCAUAGUUUAUUAUUAAAUGAGAAGACACUCGCUGAUCACUUUAUUAGAUACACAGCCAACUGCUUUUUAAUGCAAACAUCUAAUCAGCCAGUCACAUAGCAGCGGCCGGUGCAUUUAGGCACACAGGCUGGUUAAGACGAUGUGCUGGAGUUCAAACCGAGUAUCAGCAUGGGAAGGAAAGGUAAUUUUAAAGACCUGCAUGGUUGUUGGUUGUCUUGCAGGCUUGCUUCAUCAAAGUCCAAAUUUUUCAUGAGAUUAUUAAUAGUGGUUGAAAUAUUUAAGACAUUUGGGUUGCUGUUUAGAAAGUGGUGGUGGUGGUGUCUUAUGAUGACCAGCUGACAACCACUGCAGUAAGCUAUUUAAAUGCAGAGUGUGCAGACACAACUACCAGGCCACUGGCAUCCUUAAGGGGGAGUAAGCUCCGCCCCCAGGUUUGGUUGGCACUCCCUGCUCAGAAGAAAAUUCAGCCAUCCUCUCCUGAUCGUUUCCUCAGCUACCAGCAGAGAGGAGGAUCAGGAGAGCCACAUCCAUUCCCUGACAGGGGUGGAGUCAGACAGCUUAUUAAGAUUUAAAGCCACAGAAACAGCUCGUUCUGAGCAGGGCUGGAACAGAGGGAUUUUU